AUGUUGAUGCACUUUCACUUUGGUCUUGGAGUCAAACCACAAGAAGUCAUCACAGGCAACGAGGCCGAAGAUACUGAUGAAGAAGAUGCCGAUGAAGAAGAUGCUGAUGAUGCUGAUAGUAUCAGGGACAGACUAACCCUCGAGGAACACUUCAAUUCCAGCGACGAGUCGUUGUUGUCUCAAUUUGGCCAAAUGUAUGAUACUGAACUAGAAGUAGAUUACAAGAAUUAA
Molecule: messenger RNA, 231 nt
Organism: Suillus discolor
Lineage: Eukaryota; Fungi; Basidiomycota; Agaricomycetes; Boletales; Suillaceae
Exons: 2
Coding region: 1-231 (76 amino acids)
Source: RefSeq, a predicted model, not a curated record